GGAGACAAGACAUCCUACAUGUAUAGAUCAACUGGAUCGUGGCUUCGUAUCGCAUUUUACAGUGAUCCUCUGGGAGGAACAAGAAGAGGUUUCAAUGCAUCAUAUAAGGCAGUCAAUUCCAGUACAUUCUCCAAAAAGAAUAGAACCACCCUUACAGAAUCAUGCACUAGAAGACAUAUGUACGAGAGUGAAGGGGAAAUAUUCACACCUGGAGAAAAGUGUUUUCGUCCAUUCAUGGGUGAUAUGGAAUGCUCUUGGGAUAUUUAUGCUCAGGAAGGAAAGAUAAUUGAAUUGUUCUUCGAAACCUAUUACUCCGACAGUUGUAUUUUUGAGUUUGUCAAAAUAAUAGAUGAAACGGGGGAAAUGGAUGAACAACAUUUGUGUGCGAAUUCCCCUAAUCCUAUUGCAUCUGCAGGACCCUGGCUACGUGUCGAAUAUAACAUAAUUUUGUUUAAGAGGGCAGCGUUUUGGGCAACAUACAAAGCUGUUAAUAAAAAAGAAUGCCGCCACCCAUUUUAUCUAAAUAGUAGUCAUGGUAAUUUCACCUCACCUAGAUAUUUGGAAGAGUCUUGCAAUAAUGUGUACCCCAAUUCAGAAAAUUGUACCUGGGAGAUUGAUGUUGGGGACGGUAUGGAAAUUGAACUGCUGUUCAAUGAAUUUAGAUUAGAACCUAGCGAUGGAUGUGAGAAUGACUUUGUGAAGCUAAAUGAUGGCCAUCGUAGUAUUAAGCUGUGUGGAGACAAGGAAUCCUACAUGUAUAGAUCAACUGGAUCGUGGCUGCGUGUUAACUUCUUGAGUGAUUCUGACGUACCGAUGAGGGGUUUCCAUGCAUCAUAUAGGGCAGUCCCUGCAAGAACAGUAUCAAACACUAACAGGACCAUUCUAACAGAUUCAUGCACGAAACGAUAUUUGUAUGAGAGUACAGGAGAAAUAUCAUCACCUGCCUUUAAGUGCUUUCGUAGGUCUACACGAAAUAUGGAAUGUUCCUGGGAUAUUCAUGUUCAGAAAGGAAAGGUGGUUGAAUUGAUCUUCGAUGACUUUUACAUCAGUAGUGGUGGUGUUGGUUGUAUUUAUGAUUUUGUCAAUCUAACAGAUGAAGUGGGGAGAAUUGAGGAACCACAUUCAUGUGAAAACUUUGGAGCAUUCUUCCCUCGUGCUGUUAAAUCUGCAGGACCCUGGCUACAUGUAGAAUAUAGCACAUCUUCAUCUAGAAGGGGAGGUUUUCAGGCGUCGUACAGAGCAGUUGAUAAAAGAGCUGAGUGCAAUGUUGCACCAAAGAUUAUUACAACUUAUGAGGAUAAAACAACCGAUCAAACAGCUGGCACCACUUUGGCUGAUGAUGAAACAAUUUACAAAGCCGUGCCCGAUGAGAGAACAACUUACACUGUCUCGUCUAAUGAUAAAGUAACUCACACUGCGCUGUACGAUGAGAGAGCAACUGCUCACACGGACAAGUCUCAUGAUAAAAUCACUUACACGAAUUUGCCCGACGAUAAAACAGCCAAAGGUUCUGGAAGCGGGAGAGUGAUCUAUCUCGUGGAAACGGAAUACGUAACCAUUUGCAUUCCAGUUAUUCAUUAUCUAAUCAUACAGCUGUGUAUUGGCAACUGAGUCAACUGUUGGCCAAAUAAUGAACAUUAUUGAAAUGGCAUGCACAACAUUGAAUUCAAUUAGACGUAAACAUGUAAUGACUGUUAGCCAAGUUUUGAACAAUAUGAGAAUGACAUACAUAGCCUUUUGUAUUAUUCAUUCAUUUUCUAACAAGACUGAGACAGCUGUAUUUUGGUCAAGGAGUC
This is a messenger RNA of Owenia fusiformis, 1796 nucleotides long. The record is from the annotation of a GenBank genome assembly. Lineage: Eukaryota; Metazoa; Annelida; Polychaeta; Sabellida; Oweniidae.